ACUGCUAUUUCUUUUUGGUCUCUUCUCACAGAGCUUCCCCUGUACAGCUACUUCUCUGUAUCCGUCUCUCCCUCCCUCCAUCUAUAUAUAUGUGUGUGUAUAUAUGUAUAUCCACCCACACAAACCAAUGCAUUGCUGUCUGUGAUCUCUGGCUGUUGCAUUUUGUGAGCGGUUAGCUUAGAGAUAGAUGCCAACUGCAAGGCUGAUCACUGUUGGAUCUUCAGAUGCAAUGGAAUCAGUUGAGGGGAAUGAUUCCCUUUACACAUUGAUUAGUCAAGCUACAGGGAAAGAGCCUAUCAUCUUAGGGGACAAACCUAUACAGUGGAUACAGUUACUUCAUGCCUUAGAGCAGCCAGAUCUUCCAUAUUGGCCUAUGGUUACUCCUGUGAAGGUUCAGAUGCAUAAAUGUGAGAAAUGUUCUCAAGAAUUUUUUUCAUCAAUUAACUACCGAAGGCAUAUACGCCUGCACCGUCGAGCCUUAAAUUUUGACAAGGAGUCUCGCAAAUAUAGAGAUUUUCUUGGAGCAUUUUGGAAUAAGCUUUCAUUGGAGGAGGUUAAAGAAGUUGCAUCAGAGAAGACUGACAAACUUGGAGUAAUUGNUGCCUUAGAGCAGCCAGAUCUUCCAUAUUGGCCUAUGGUUACUCCUGUGAAGGUUCAGAUGCAUAAAUGUGAGAAAUGUUCUCAAGAAUUUUUUUCAUCAAUUAACUACCGAAGGCAUAUACGCCUGCACCGUCGAGCCUUAAAUUUUGACAAGGAGUCUCGCAAAUAUAGAGAUUUUCUUGGAGCAUUUUGGAAUAAGCUUUCAUUGGAGGAGGUUAAAGAAGUUGCAUCGUUGGAUGACAUUUCACUAAAGGAAAUUCCUGGGACCUUACUUGUCAAGACACUGACAGAGUCUCUCCAAACAUCAAGUGCCUGGAUGUGGAGUCUUCCAACUGUUUAUAUGAAAGCUGGCGCUACCUUAAUGGAUAUUAUUGAAGCCAAACCUUCUAGGCUUCCAAUAUCAUCCCAGGAAUUAUUUAGUGUCCUUGAUGACGCUAGUGAGGGAACAUUUCUAUGUGCUGGAACAGCAGACUCGAUGCAAAAAUAUUUAUUCGAUGAUGAAGUUAUAAAAGUUUGCCUCGAGCUGAGGAAUUUAGCUGCAUGCAUAUGCUUUGCUUUUGAACAGAAACUGGUAAAAGCAUGGAUUGCUGACAAAGAAGCUGAGGCAUUGAGAUGCCAGAAAUUGCUUGUGGAGGAGGAAGAAGCUGCUCAGAGAAGGCAAACAGAGUUAUUGGAAAAGAAAAGACAGAAAAAGCUAAGGCAGAAGGAACUGAGGGCAAAGGAUCAAAUGAGUGAGGAAAAAGCGAGCCUUGGUGGGACUGCUGAUUCUUCAGAAAAUGCACUGGUGGCAGAAAUAUCCAGUCCUCCCACCCUGUUUGAUUCCGACUCCAAUACUCUUGAUGUAGCAGAGGAUGUCUCCGGCCUACAAAAUGACUGUGAAGUGAUGAUGAUUGGGUCAAUAUCUGUGCCUGUGAAAAAUUGCCCUAUUCACACACGCCGCACGAACUUGGCAAAAGCACAUGAUCAAAGUGGAUGUGAUCUCAGCCUUGGCAGCAAAACCAGUGUGCCAUCUGAUGAUUGGGUUCAUGUGACCAGGCGUGGGAAGGGGCCAAAGGGCAGACAAGACAAUGAAGAGCGUGCUUCAGUGGAAGUUGGUGAUCAAAAUCUAUCCUGUGCAAUGUCUGUGCAACCAUAUGCUCCUGAUGGCAAAACUCAUUCUCAUCAGCUGCCAUUCUCCAGUGGCACUGUAAAAACUUUUCUUAUAAAGAGAUGGAAUGAGGUCGUCUCAGCUGAUCAUGUGAAGUUGGUCAUUUCUGCUGUUCCUAAAUCUCAAGGAAGUCCCAGCACCCAGAGCAGCCUUAAAAAAUCUGCUCCUCCACCUUCAGCACCCAAGAAUAUGGCUCACUGAUUUGUGCUUGAUAUCCGAUAAUCACUGGAUGUGGAGUUUGGAGUUUGGCUGGCAACUUCGUUGAUGGAAGUCCUGAAGUCUGCCACUCUCUUUUGAUGAUCAUAAAGUGUUAAAGCUCACGAUCCUGAUUAUUGGAAGAUUGCUCUGUUUGGUGGCAAGGAGCUCGGGGGAGGAAGAUGGUGACCUUGGUAACCGAUUUGGAGGUAGUCUCUGUUCCGGUGGCAAUUCUUUGGAACUAUCAAGAAAUCGGUGGUUGUUAUUUUGAUUCCGGCGAGAUGUCAGUUAGGUGCUCUGUUUGUUGUGCUCCGGUGAUCUCACCAUGGAACCCGGUAGAUGGUGGUCUGAAAGGAGUUUGUUCUGUUCGUGCCAGUCUCUUUGCUUUGGAUUGCUGACUGAUCGGUCUUACAUGACGGAGUCCUCACGUUUUCCGGCGACCACUUUGGUGGCCGGCGGAUAUCUAAGUAAUUAAUGCAUGCAUUUAGUUUGGGCGGUGGCCGACAUGGGGCUUUACAACGAAAUGGCAGUGCA
This is a messenger RNA of Ipomoea triloba (trilobed morning glory), 2476 nucleotides long. RefSeq lists its product as uncharacterized. The coding region runs from base 188 to 1948 and encodes 586 amino acids. The record is from RefSeq and is a predicted model, not a curated record. Lineage: Eukaryota; Viridiplantae; Streptophyta; Magnoliopsida; Solanales; Convolvulaceae. The transcript is spliced from 14 exons.